Bactrocera neohumeralis is the source of this 7535-nucleotide messenger RNA. Its product is annotated as putative mediator of RNA polymerase II transcription subunit 29. The record is from RefSeq and is a predicted model, not a curated record. Lineage: Eukaryota; Metazoa; Arthropoda; Insecta; Diptera; Tephritidae. Bases 1893 to 3182 code for a protein of 429 amino acids. The transcript has 2 exons.
CAAUAGCUGAACUGUAACUGAACAACAUAAUCAUAAUUAAUUAAUUGUGUGUUGAUAACAAUAACUACAACAACAAAAACAUGCUAAAUAGUAUUAAAGUUGUGUAAAUUUCAUAAACAAUUUUUGUAAAAUUAAUUAAGUGCAUAAUUGUUAAAAUUAUCGACAAAUAUUAUACGCAAGGAUUUGCAAUAAAAACAACAGUAAUAAAAAACUAAAAGAAAGCAAAAAUUUAAAAUUUGUGUAAAUAAUAUUUUGUAUAUACUAUAUUCAGAGCGUUUGUGCAAUUGUUUAAAACGUAUUAACAGCAAUUAGAGAAAUUACAUUAAGAAAUAAACUAAUCAACAUACUAUAAAUCAAACAUUUGCAAAACAUUAAAAAGCCAAAGCGUGAAAAUUCAAAAGGCCGUGGAUUAUUUUGAAUUUUCAACGUUUUUAAUAAAUGUAUGUUAGUAAAUAAAAAAAUAAUAAUAAUUUUACAACAUAUAAAAUUUAAGUAAUUGUGAAAAAUUCAAGUGCAUUUUAAAAACUCAAAUAUAUAAUAAAGAAGUAGGUGCAUACAUACAUACAUACUUAUUUUGGUGAUUCAAUUAUUGAGUGUUAAUGAAGUGACUAAACGUGCAUUACAUUGAAGCAGCCACAAGCACAGCCACAACCACAACCAUACCUAUUUGCAGAUAAAAUAGUGGGCUUGUGUUUUAUUUGCAUAGCAUUAAAUUAUAAAUACAACAACAAUUCUGUGGAAAUUUUGGCAGCAAAUUUUUGUGAAACGGAAAAGUGCAAUGAACCACAAGCGUGUUAAUUGAAUAGAGCACACCAUUAAAAAAUCAAAAGUGAUCAAGGAGCUAAAAGUUUAUAUCUCAUUAAAAUUGUAUUAUAAAAAACAAUUAGGAAAAAAAUUAAACCAACAUUUUGCAAAUCCAGAAGAGAUUUUCCGGAAAAAAAACAUGUGCAAAUAUAUGAGUAUUUAUGUAAUUUAAAUUAAAAUUGAAUAAUUCAGUGACAAAACAUUACAGACACAUACACACAAAAAAGGCCAAAGCUAAAAGCAAGACAAAUCAGCAAUCUGCCACAGUUGCAGCAACAGCAAAACAAAAAAAUAAUUAAGUGGAAAUAAAUUGUGGUUUGCCUUGCAACAGACAAGAGAAGCAGAAGCACCAGCGGCGACGGCGACGGCAGCCAACUAACAACAAAUUGCAAUUGCAGUGAUCUAUCAAAACAACAAACACAUAAAAAACCAAACGUUACAACGCAGGCAAGAACACACACGCGGCAGCCAAGUGGUUGAACAAGUUUUUCUGCGCUCUUAAAUAGAUGUGUAACACUCUUGAGUUAAAUGUACACGUAAAAGGUGCACAAUACAAAGCCAAAAAUAACAACAAUAAAAAAAUAGAAAUCUCAAAGUAUAAGAAAUGAUAAGUAAUUUGCAAGAAAAAAACUAAACAGUAAGUCUAGAAAAAACUGGCAUAUCGUUUUUGAAAGACACUUAAGUUGCCCUUAGCAAACACAUUCACACGUACAAACAAUAGCAGUGGCGAAAAUUUUCUCAAAACUUACAACAAGUCCACUCAAAAGGGUGAAGUCUGUGACUUGGUGGCAAAUUACCACACGCUACGUUACUCAACUCCAGUUUCACCACACUUAACGCGACGCCAUUCACCACACGGCGCACAAGCGUAGCACAGCGGUAGAGCAAAAAUAUUGUGCGAGAAAUUCAAUUAAAAGCCAAAGCGAGUAAGAAGUGGACACAACAACAAAGCAAUAAACAAACUUCAAGCGAGCGAGAAACUCUUACGAAGGUGAAGCAACAACACUUGUGGUUGUUAUUGUAUAUUAAUCUACACGGAAUUAAAGGAAAGGCGCGCAACAAAAGUAACAGCAACAAGUAAAAGCAAAAUGACCUUGCCGACAACAACAACAGUGAACGGUUGCGACGACGAUUCCGAUAUGUUUGGUCCGCCACGUUCCUCGCCCAUCGGCUAUCAUCAUCAUCGCUCGCGUGUGCCCAUGAUAUCGCCAAAGCUGCGUCAACGCGAGGAACGCAAACGCAUAUUGCAAUUGUGUGCGCACAAGUUGGAGCGCAUCAAGGAUUCGGAGACGAAUCUCCGCCGUAGCGUGUGCAUCAAUAAUACGUAUUGUCGUCUAACCGACGAGCUGCGGCGGGAGAAGCAGUCACGCUACCUGGCGAAUUUGCCGAGAUCUGAUAUCAAACCGGAGAGUGCACGCGAUAAUAUUUUUAAUCCAUACAAUAGCUGCGGCAUUGACAACUCCAAUCAUCAGCCAUCGAACAAAUCCGUCUGCAAUGAAGUCAGCAACUCUGCAUCCAACAAUUCUCUCAACCAUCUACGUAGUCACGGCAGCACGGAGUGCAGCAACGGCUGUGAACAGGACUUCAACGGCGAUGAAAAUAAUCUCAACUGCAACAACAGCAACAAACUACACUCGUGCACCAACGCUGACGUCAACAGCAGAAACAUCUCCACCAACUCCACCGCCAUCACCUCACACGCGACUGCCAACCAUACUACCGCCAACAAUGCCUCUUCCACCGCUUGCACGCACAGUACCACCUUCAACGGCACCACCAACACCGCCACUGUUCAUUCGUCAACCCUUUGCACUUCUGCGGGCCACAGUACACACACACGAAAACGUCAACUCUGUAGCAGCAAUCUCGACAAUGAUCUAGAAAUACUCGACCGUGAACUGAGCGCAAUCAAUGCACCAAUGCCACUCAUUGACCCAGAGAUCACACAAGGUGCUGAACAGCUCGAGAAAGCUAUCUCGUCCCGGAAGCGUUUGCUCAGCGAGGACGAAAGCGAUCGUUUAGUGCGCGAAGCACUCUCCCAAUUCUACAUACCGCAGCAGCGUCUCAUUUCCGCCAUCGAAGAUUGUCCACUGGACGUGGUCAGCGUUGGAGGCGGCAUGGGUGUCGGCGUGAGCAUGGGUAUGGGGCCAAUGUCCCCGAGUAAACGUCAAAAGCUCGGUAAUGGCGCUAACGAGCUCGAGCUCGAAUUCGAUCUGAAUCAGAAUCAAAAGGAUUUUGAGGUAAUUAUGGACGCACUGCGUUUGGGCACGCCUAGUCCAACACCGAGUGUGGGCAGCGACUCAUGUGGCCAGGCAGCGAUGAUGAGUGAAUCGGCCAGUGUGUUCCAUAAUCUGGUUGUCACCUCAUUGGAGACAUGAAGGUAUCAGUAAAGGCAGAAAACUUGCGAGUUGCGCAGGAAUAGGGGACAAGAGAGAGAUUUGAGAUUAGGCGUUGAACGUAGCGUACAAAAACUAAACAGGUGUUAAAAAUCGUACGCCGCACGCUGACAGUCUUUUCACACUGUGAAUUUAUGCGGGUUGAAUGCAAUUUAUGCAAAUAAAAAGCAUUUUUUUCGAACGCAUUGUUAAGUAAAUUUAAUAUUUAUGUUAGUUAAAGAACAUUCUGAAAUUUAAAAUGACGUUAAAGUGGAGGCGGAAACCUACGUACAUAAUUUACAUUACAAAAAAUUUGGUCAAACACAAAAUAAGUGUGAACACGCCACAAUUUUGUUGUAACUAAAAUAGGCAAAGUGAAAAGCCCAUAAUUUUAAUUUAUCUUAAGACAUUUUUUACAAAUAUCAUUAAUAUUUAUGCAAGCAAAAGGCAUAACAAAAUGCAGAUACAAGUGCAUAUAAACAUAUAAUUAUACAACAUUUUAUAUGUACAGAUGUACGUACAUAAGUUAGGUAUUAAAAAAAAAACUAAAUCAAAGAAAAUGUAGUCAAACAGCAGACAGCAGGCAUACGUACUCAUAUAUGUAUGUAUGUAUGAUUGUAGCGUAAGCGAGUCAUGUGACAGUAACCAUACUUAUGUAGAGCUCACGAACGUAAAGUGACUUAAGCAGCUAGUGAAGAGCAGAAAGUGUCUGCAUUUAACAACACUUUUUCCAAAUUGCGCUUUGUAAUUUAAAAACACAAUCACAACAGCUUAACUGAAUUCAGAUUAUGCUUUAACUGUCAUAAUUGCUCAGCUCACAAGUUAAUUUUUGUUAGAGUAGACCUACAAAAUUUGCCAAAAUACUUUCAAAGCUUAUAUAACCGUUAAGUAGAUUUCUGCAAAAUGCAAAAAGAUGUCAGUUUCCUAGUCGAAAUGUAAACAAAGUAAUUCUUUUAUAAAAACGCGGUUUCACACGGCACACUGACUAUGACAUGACAAAUCAACGUCGGUCUGUAAAUGAAAAAUCGAAAAAGAAAAACAUUUACAACAGCAACUUUAAAAAGCAGAAGUGAUCUUUCGCCGUCAUUUGCCUCACGACCAAUGUUAUAGAAUAACCGUUUUUCGUUUUUUGAUAUAUGCGCCUUCUUUAUCAAAAAAUUUCCUUACGAAAACAAAAUUAAAAAAAAAGUAUUAUAAACUAAAAAAUGUUGCUAAAUUUCCCUAAAGUACACAUAAAUAUGUACUCUUAUGUAAAUUAUUACAUAACCUAGUUUUCGAGAGCACUGUAUUUUUUCUUAAGUUUUAUACAACUAUUAUGUUUUUUAUUUUUUUCGUUAUUCUCAUAAACUAACUAUAUGCCAUUAUUAUGCUUAUGUUUUAAUUCUAUUUGUUUACCUUACCGUAUUAUGUUCUUUGACUGGCAGCAAAUGUACAAGGCUUUAGCAAAUUUCCAAAUAAAAUUCGCCGUCACUUCGUUCAACCAACUCGUUUCAAGACCCCAACUUGCACAUCUGCAUAUCUUCGAAACAUGCAAAGAAGUUUGAUGGCAAAGCAAAAGAAAUCAAUAAAUUUUAAUUUCAAAAGUGCAAUUACAAUUUUUUUAUAAAACAAAUUUUAGAAAUACAAAUAAAUGCAAAUUAUACACAAAAACACCGUUAAGCCUAGACUUGCAAAUAGAAACAAAUAAAAAAUGUAAGCAAUUGUGAGCUUUUACAAAUUUUGUGUUAACAUUGUUAAUAGAGAAAUGGCAUGCAUCGUUGUAAUAUUUUGAAGAAAAAAAAACAGAUUUAUAAUAAAAAAUUCCAGAAAAACGGUUUGAAGAUUUGUUUAUUUCAAAUAAUGGCUGUGAUAGUAUUAUUAAGUUAGUAUUAGUAAGCAAACAGGCAAAAUAAAAGGCAAAUCAAACAGAAAAAAGUAGUAAAGUGUAAAAAGGAAACAAUUGUAAAAAUAAAAACAGCACAACAAAAAAUUUAAAGAAAAAUAAUAAUUUAAGUAAAUCUUUAGGUUUAAUUUACAAUUAAAUAUUGAAACUUAUGAAAAAUAAAUACAAAAAGCAAAAUACUUAAUUUUUUAAGAUAAACAGUACACAAAGUAUUAUAAGUAAAAACAUAAAAAACAAAAAAACACGCAAAGGCAACCAUGUGAACUCAAAUAAAAUGAAAAAUACUUUUUUUUAUUCAUUUAGCUUGUUACACCUUUACAAAAUUCUGCAAAACAAAAGAAAUGAUGGUUUCAGCUCUUUAACUCGUAUAAAAUUUUUAACUAAAACACUAUUUGCAGUAUAAAAACAUUACUAAAAAGUACAGGGAAAGGUUGAAAAAUGCACAUGCAAAAUUGUAAAACAUUCGCAAACAAUACUAAGUAUUUAUUUUUGUGUUGUUGGCUUAACUCUGAGCAACUCCUAUGUAUCUACAACGUGAAACGGUUUCUUUUGCGGUCCGCUUCAUGACAGCAUAUAAACUAACAUUUUAGUUGCAAUUUAUUAAACUUUUGUGUUCCCAUUUUGUACGAAAAUACAAAAAUAAAAUCACGUUUUUAUAAUUGUUUGCAUAUUUUUCUGAACUGAAAAAUAAAACUUGUUCAUUAUUUUUUUCUUGUUUCUAUUAUCUUUAAGUUAAACUGCAAUGCAAAAUUAAUGCAUAAAAAACUAAAAAAAAAAAUAAACUACACACUACAUUAGUAAAAAGAAGUUUCUUAGCUGUUACUAUCUAGUUAUAGUUUUAAUUUUCUUUUUUAUUAAACAUACAUACAUAUAUAUGCAUAAAUGCUAUUAUUAUCAUUACAGUUAUUGCAUAAAUAAUUAACUUGUAAUUACUUAUAAUGUAGAACAAAUAAACUGCAUAAAGUUUACUUUCAUCAUAAAGAGAAAAUCUAAACAAAUUUACAAAAACAUACGCAACAUAAAAUUACAAAAAAAUAAAAAACAAUAAAUAAAAGUAUUGAAAUAUUUGUAAAAAAAAUGUUAUUUUUAUUUAUUUCCAUUGCGGCAUUGUUGCUCUCUAGAAAAUUGCUUUACUUAUCGUUGUUCUGGUAGCACACUGAUUUUGGCGCGUAUUUUGGCUAAGUUUAUUUUGGCAUUUGCUUUUGUGGCGUUUUCUAAAUACUUGACUAUAUUUAGCAGUUUUAGCAUGAACUUUCUUUGGCUUUCUUCUCUCGCUUUUUGUCGGGCUUUAAACUAAGCAGCUUUUUAUCUCAUUGCUUUUGAACUUUCAGCACUGCAUGUUGCUUAUUCUAAAGUGGGUACUUGAUGCUACACAAAUAUGUAUAUGCACCUUAGCUAGUGUGUAUUUUUCCAUAUUCACAUUGCAGUUGUUUAGUGUUAGUUUUCUGCAAUUUUAAUUACACCAGCACUUUCGUUUUCGACUUGCUAUACUACUUUCACGAAUGGAAUUGUCCUCCGGUUUAAAGUUGAUUUGCCUUCGAUAAUAUUCGACCAAAUUAACGCCGCAAAAUUUAUUUCACGCAUAGGAUCUGAAUCCAUACCAUACACGCUUAUGAUGCAUACGAGUAUAACCAUUUUAACCGCAAGAACCAAAAUUAUGCCCCAAAGAGAGAGAAUAUCUCUUUUUUUUUUGAAUUUCUUCUACAGAUCUAUUAUGGAGCAUGUCUAUUACGAUUUGUAGCUCAACUCCACAUCAGCAGCAAUUUUACAAUUUGAUAUUAUCGAUAAGUACUCAACCUGUCAACAACUUGUACAUUAAGUUGUUUAGUACAACUAUUUUGUGCUACUUUCGUAGUUUCGAGCACGAGACAUUAAUCUAGCUACCUUUGAAAUCCGAAAUCUGAUUCAUAAUUUUCGAAAACUCAUUCGUUGCCAUUCUGUAACUCGUUUCGAAACUGUAUAACACAUUUUGUUAUAAUUUCAGUAUUUUUACAAUAUGAUCAAUGAGCUUAAUUUCUGGUGUUGUAAUGAACUUUCUCUCAGAGCUGCCGAACUGUUUCAUAUGUAUUCCAGGUAUGAUUUACUGACAACUGCAAUAUCGGAUUAAUGGCACAACCAAACCGAUCUAAGGAAAGGAAAAUUUUAAAGGCGCCAUGUUAAUUUGAAUGUCAACAACAACAAAACCUACAAGCACGUUUUUUCUCAUUUUAAAGAAAAUAUUCGUACAUUAGAACGGUUAAAAGAAAGAAAAAACUUAGCUACACAUGUUUAUAAGUAUGUAUUAUAAGAUGAUUAUCGUUGUAUUUCAGUCAAAAAUCAAGUCUACGCUUACGAGUAUAUAAACAUUACUCUUAAAUAUUGACAGCUUACAUUUAUUGAUGAAAAUGUAGGGAUAUUAUGGAAUAAUUUUUGCAAUAACAUGAAGUCCGAUUUUCAUAAAAAUUGUGAAAUCUAGUUAAAAUUUAAAAAAUGUU